Molecule: messenger RNA, 1135 nt
Organism: Phanerochaete carnosa HHB-10118-sp
Lineage: Eukaryota; Fungi; Basidiomycota; Agaricomycetes; Polyporales; Phanerochaetaceae
Exons: 12
Coding region: 53-1042 (329 amino acids)
Source: RefSeq, a predicted model, not a curated record
UUGUACCACCAUCUCUCCCAGCUCUGAGCAUAGCCCAUAGAGCCUAGAUACCAUGGUGAGGAGAACGACGUUGCUUGUGCUCGCUGCGUCGUGCACAGUCGGAUAUACACGGACAUUUACGGUGUUAAACGCUUGUCCAUUUACGAUAUGGCCCGCGAUGUUUACGGAUCUCACGGCCGGCACUGCUGUACCAGACUUUGCGACCGGAUGGGAAGCGGCGCCAUCCACCUCUGUCUCCUUCACCGUCCCGGAUAAUUGGACUGCCGGACGCAUUUGGGGGCGACGAGACUGCAAUUUCAAUAUCACGACUGGGCCCACUUGCCUCACCGGCUGGUGUAACGGAGGAUUACUGUGCGACCCGCAUACAGGAACGGGCGUGCCUCCAGCAUCAGUUGCUGAAUGGACAUUGCAAGGGAGCGGCAACCAAGACUUCUACGAUGUAUCAUUAGUGGAUGGAUACGACCUUCCAAUAAGCAUAACGAACAAUGUGGGGUGCCCAGUCGCUGACUGCACGGUAGACUUGGGACCCAUCUGCCCUCAACCCAUACAAGGGCCAUUCGACAGCACCGGCUUCGCAGUCGGUUGCAAAUCAGCCUGUUUUGCAAACCUAGAUGGGGACCCAACCAACUCGCCAAACUGCUGCUCGGGCAGUUUUGACACGGCCGCGACGUGUCCCUCAUCUGGCGUAGAGUUUUACAGCUUCUUUAAGGGGAACUGCCCAGAUGCCUACGCUUAUGCAUUUGACGAAUCCUCAGGCACGGCGCUAUGGAUGUGUGAUUCAGGUCUGAAUGCGGACUACACUCUGACCUUCUGUCCAUCACCGAACGGAACGACGUCCGCGCUUGUGUCGUCAUCUGUUGCUUCCGCGCUUCCCACCAGCAUUGCUGCGGGCACUGGGAGUAGCUCCAGCAUUAGCUCUAGCGGCAACCCGACCACACCAAGCUCGAUUGCUCCGUCCAGUGUGCCUGGCUCUGGCCGUGCCCUAAGCGCGGCACUCUGGCCAUGUAUCCUGGCCGGCCUCCUGUAUUUGCUAUUGCAGUGAAAUUGUUCGCAGUAAAUACCGCGCUACCCUCGCACAAUAUGCUGUACUUGUUUCAAGCAAUUUCACUCUGCCCCCUGGGCCUGGCUCCUGAGC